AUGAUCGGCUGGGACCAGGAAACCUACUGUCUCACAAUGGGAUAUCUGGAGAAGGGGAAUCUUGAACAAUAUGUUCAGCAGAACACGCAACAUCUAACACCCCGGCUUCAACUUCAAUGGAGUAGACAGGCUGCUAAAGCGCUCGGUGUUCUUCACGGGCAACACUUUCCUGACGUCUCUUCCAUACUUUGUGGUACCGUUAUCAUGCAGUGUAGGUAUCGACGACUCAAGUCUGCCCACACUGCAUAUGACGCCCUUGCCGCUGUUGAAAGACGACAUUUGAAGAUUGUGCCUUUGUGA
Penicillium coprophilum is the source of this 300-nucleotide messenger RNA. RefSeq lists its product as uncharacterized. Gene Ontology annotation, molecular function: protein kinase activity. The transcript has a single exon. The record is from RefSeq and is a predicted model, not a curated record. Bases 1 to 300 code for a protein of 99 amino acids. Gene Ontology annotation, biological process: protein phosphorylation. Lineage: Eukaryota; Fungi; Ascomycota; Eurotiomycetes; Eurotiales; Aspergillaceae.